Terrapene triunguis (Three-toed box turtle) is the source of this 2541-nucleotide messenger RNA. RefSeq names its product tripartite motif-containing protein 3. Gene Ontology annotation, molecular function: protein binding; ubiquitin protein ligase activity; zinc ion binding. Gene Ontology annotation, biological process: proteasome-mediated ubiquitin-dependent protein catabolic process; protein polyubiquitination; negative regulation of translation. The record is from RefSeq and is a predicted model, not a curated record. Bases 127 to 2541 code for a protein of 804 amino acids. Lineage: Eukaryota; Metazoa; Chordata; Testudines; Emydidae. The transcript is spliced from 11 exons.
AGGUGUCUCCAGAACUAUAUCCCGCCCCAGAGCCUCACCCUGUCCUGCCCCGUGUGCCGCCAGACCUCCAUCCUGCCCGAGCAGGGCGUGGCCGCGCUGCAGAGCAACUUCUUCAUCACCAACCUCAUGGAGGUGCUGCAGCGCUCCCCCGAGGGCAGCAGCCGCCCGGACGCCGCCGCGCUGGACCCCGUCAGCGCCGUCACCGGCCAGCCGCUCUCCUGCCCCAACCACGAGGGCAAGGUGAUGGAGUUCUACUGCGAGUCGUGCGAGACGGCCAUGUGCCGCGAGUGCACAGAGGGUGAGCACCGGGAGCAUGUCACCGUGCCGCUGCGCAACGUGGUGGAGCAGCACAAGGCCGCGCUGCAGCAGCAGCUCGACGCCAUCAAGAGCCGGCUGCCCCAGCUGACGGCUGCCAUCGGGCUGGUGACCGAGAUCAGCAAGCAGCUCCUGGAGCGGAAGAACGCCGCCGUGGGCGAGAUCAGCGGCUCCUUCGCGGAGCUGGAGCAGGCCCUGCAGCAGCGCAAGGGGCUGCUCGUGCGUGACCUGGAGACCACCUGCAGCGCCAAGCAGAAGGUGCUGCACGCCCAGCUGGACGCCCUGCGGCAGGGCCAGGAGAACAUCCUGAGCAGCUGCACCUUCACGGAGCAGGCGCUGCACCACGGCACGGAGACGGAGGUGCUGCUGGUGAAGAAGCAGAUGAGCGAGCGGCUCAGCGCGCUGGCCAGCCAGGAGUUCCCCGAGCAGCCGCAGGAGAACGACCAGCUGGACUACGUGGUGGAGACGGACGGCGUCCGCAAGUCCAUCCUCAACCUGGGCGUGCUCAUCACCACCAGCGCCAUCGCCCACAAGACGGUGGCCACGGGCGAGGGGCUGCGGCACGCGGUGGUGGGGCAGCCCUCCUCCCUCACCAUCACCACCAAGGACAAGGACGGUGAGCUGGUGCGCAGCGGCAGCGCCAGCCUGCAGGCCCAGGUGACGGCGCCUGACGGCGGCCGGGCUGAGGCCGAGGUGCUAGACAACAAGAACGGCACCUACGAACUGGUGUACACGCCGCGGCAGGAGGGUGACUUCCUGCUCUCCAUCCUGCUGUACGGGCAGCCCAUCCGGGGCAGCCCCUUCCGCACCAAGGCCCUCAAGGCCUGCGACGUGCCCCCCUCGCCCGACGACGUCAAGCGCCGCGUCAAGUCCCCCAGCAGCGGGCACAUCCGGCAGAAGGCUGUGCGGCGCCCCUCCAGCAUGUACGGCAGCGGCAAGAAGAAGGAGAACCCCAUCGAGGACGAGCUCAUCUUCCGCGUGGGAAGCCGAGGCCGGGAGAAGGGGGAAUUCACCAACCUGCAGGGCAUCUCCACCUCCAGCUCUGGUCGCAUCGUGGUGGCCGACAGCAAUAACCAGUGUGUGCAGGUCUUCUCCAACGAGGGCCAGUUCCGGCUGCGCUUCGGCGUGCGGGGCCGCUCCCCUGGGCAGCUGCAGCGCCCCACCGGCGUCACGGUCGACAUGAACGGGGACAUCAUCAUCGCCGACUACGACAACCGCUGGGUCAGCAUCUUCUCCCCCGAGGGCAAGUUCAAGACGAAGAUCGGGGCUGGGCGGCUGAUGGGCCCCAAGGGCGUGGCCGUGGACCGCAAUGGCCACAUCAUCGUGGUGGACAACAAGGCCUGCUGCGUCUUCAUCUUCCAGUCCAACGGGAAGCUGGUGACCAAGUUUGGCGGCCGCGGGACGGCGGAGCGGCAGUUUGCAGGGCCCCACUUCGUCGCUGUUAACAACAAGAACGAGAUCGUGGUGACCGACUUCCACAACCACUCGGUGAAGGUGUACAGCGCCGACGGCGAGUUCCUCUUCAAGUUCGGCUCCCACGGGGAGGGGAACGGGCAGUUCAACGCCCCCACCGGUGUGGCCGUGGACUCCAACGGCAACAUUAUCGUGGCCGACUGGGGCAACAGCCGGAUCCAGGCUGAGCGGGAGGUGCCGUCAGACUGUGAAGAGUGUGAGGCAGAUCGUGAGGGCCAGGGCAGUGCGGAGCGUGCGUGCAUUGACUCCGCUGGGAACGGUGCCGAGCGGUGCCGGCCCACAGGAGAGCGGUCUCUGCGCGGUGCCGGGGAGCGGUACCGGGAUCGAGAACGGUGCCGAUGGUCAUGCCGGUACCGAGAUCCAGACCUGGAUCGCGAUGAAGACUGUCUGUGGGAGCGGUGCCGGGAGCGGCCUCUCGAGCAGGAUCGGCGCUCAGACCGGUGCCGGGAUCUGCGUCAGGAGUCCGAACGGUACCGAGUUGCUCCGGUCCCGGAUGCGAAUCAGAGGUUGGCAAGGGGGGUGCCGGUGCCUGCUGUUGUGAGGCAGUCCCCUCCAGUUUACAAGGUCUCGUCUGACCCGGAGACAGGGACCGGCGCCGAGGAGCUUGCAGCGGACGCGGUGCCGGCGGAGGUUGGUGCCGUGGGACUUUAUCCACGUCUCCUCGGGGUGCAGUACUGGAGGUUGCCGCCGGAGCACUGCGCACUGAGGCGCUCGGUGCCGGAACUUGGCGUGACGAAGGAGGCUCCAGGCUGA